Molecule: messenger RNA, 1862 nt
Organism: Vigna radiata var. radiata (mung bean)
Lineage: Eukaryota; Viridiplantae; Streptophyta; Magnoliopsida; Fabales; Fabaceae
Product: ankyrin repeat-containing protein At5g02620
Exons: 3
Coding region: 1-1839 (612 amino acids)
Cellular component (GO): plasma membrane
Molecular function (GO): protein phosphatase 1 binding; protein phosphatase regulator activity
Source: RefSeq, a predicted model, not a curated record
AUGGAUCCAAAGUUGUAUCUUGCAGUUAGGACCAACGACAUAACCACAUUUUCAAGCCUGGUUAAAGAGAAUGAAGAAAUUCUCAAGCAGAGAACAGCUGAUUCUUUGAGCACUCCAUUACACCUUGCUUCCAGGUACGGCUGCACCGAAAUAGUAUCUGAUAUUGUGAGAUUGUGUCCUGACAUGGUUUCUGCCGAGGAUAAAUACCUGCAGACACCAGUUCACGAGGCUUGCAGACAAGAUAACGUUGUCAUCUUAAAGUUGCUGUUGGAUGCCAAUUCCUCAGCUGUUUGUAAGCUUAAUCUGGAUGGGAAAAACGCUUGUUUACUAGCUUGCAGCCAUGGCCAUCUUGACAUGGUGAAACUCCUGCUCAAUCUAUCUGAGAUGGUGGGCCCAGUGGCAGCAGGGUUUGAUCAAUCUUGUAUUCAUAUUGCUGCAUCAAGAGGGCACACAGAUGUUGUUAGAGAAUUGUUGAAUAAGUGGCCAGAACUUACUCAAGUGAGAGAUGAUAAUGGAAACUCACCAUUGCAUCUUGCUUGUGAGAGGGGACACAGAGAGAUUGCAUGGAUCCUACUAAGACGUGAUCCAAAUCUUGGUUUACUAUACAACGACAAUGGCUAUACACCGUUGCACCUGGCAGUGAUGAACGGGAAAGUCUCCAUCCUUAAAGAUUUUGCUUCAAGCACUCCUUCCUCACUAAACCUGAUCACUGGAGAGGAAGAGACAGUGUUCCAUUUAGCUGUGAGAUACGGAUGGCACGAUGCAUUGGAAUUCUUGGUACAUGCUUCCAAUGGUACCAAUCUAUUGCACUGUCAAAAUCGUUAUGGCAACACCGUCUUACACCUUGCAGUCAUAGGCAAACGCUACAAGAUGGCAGAGUUCUUGAUCAACAAGACAGAGAUGGAUAUUAAUGCUCGGAACUCUGAAGGGGUCACAGCACUUGACAUCCUACUACAGUCUAAGGACAGUGCAGAAAAUAGGCAAUUGGAAGCCACUUUUAUCAGAGCUGGUGGUAGAAGAAGCAUCCAAUCCGUGUCUCCAGUAGCAUCUAAUUAUGUGUCUCCAGUAGCAUCUAGUCUUUCUAUGUCCGAAUUGCCGAAUCAAAUUGAAUUGAGUGAGAUAACUGAGAAUGGAAACCAUGAACCAUAUUACUUCUCCCCAACAAAUUCAGGGAAACAGAAGAAGUAUCAGACCAAAAGAAAAGUGGAAAAUCUAAGUCACUUUUGGUAUAGUCAGAGCAACAGGGAGAAGCACUAUGAGAUGCACAGAGAGGCAACAGUAAAUGCGAGGAAUACCAUUAUAAUAGUUGCUGUUUUGAUUGCUACUGUAACUUUUGCUGCUGGUAUUAGCCCCCCUGGUGGUGUGUACCAAGAAGGAACAGUGAAAGGUGAGUCAAUGGUGGGAAAAACAACAGCUUUCAAGGUGUUUGUAAUAAGCAACAACAUAGCACUAUUCACAUCUCUAAGUAUAGUAAUUGUGCUUGUUAGUAUCAUUCCAUUUAGAAGAAAGGCACACAAAAGACUGUUGACAAUCAGUCACAAGGUAAUGUGGGUGGCUGUGGCAUUUAUGGCUACUGGCUAUGUUGCAGGCAUAUGGGUGAUCUUGCCACACAGUCGAGAGAUGCAAUGGCUAUCUGUUGUGCUACUUGCUCUGGGUGGUGGCUCUCUGGGAACAAUCUUCAUUGGUCUCAAUGUGAUGAUGGUUGAGCACUGGCUCAGAAAAUCAAAGUGGAAAAAGACUAGGAAGGAAGAAGGAGUGGAUGUAGCUGCAGACAACGAAAAGGAAAGUCAAAAUUCAGAUAUUGAGAGCUCUUAUUCAAAGGGUUACCAUUCAUACUGAUUAAUCUGUCUCCCAAAAUCAGA